GUUACCCACACACUCUUGGCCCUCCCUCCUUCCCUCCCUCUUUUCCUCCCUCCCUCCCUCCCUCUCUCUCUCUGGUCUUUGUUUUCUUUUUCUCUGCACUCUCCCCCCCUACACCCCUUUUGCUUUCCUCUUUGAGUCUCCCUCUCCAUCUGCCUACACAGCUCAUAUUUCACCCCAGUCCAUUUGUCCCCCAGCUCCCCAGUCCCCAUAAGGACUGCAGAACCAUGGCCUCUGGGGAGGACAGACAGAACCUAAGGAUCUCCUCUCAAUAUCCUCUGAUUGGCUUUGUCACCGGGCUAUUUGCUGGUUUCCUGGUGUUUUCUCUGGUUUGCUGCAUUUUCUACCGACAUUGCUGUAAUGUCCACUGUGAGACUGAGAAUGACAAACUUGAGGGAAUUCAUACAGCCCAUCUCCUGCUCAACCACACAGGAUUUCGUCAAGAUGACACCCUGCAGUGGCAAGGGGAUCCAUCCCUGGGCCGCUCCUUCCUAUAUGGCCUCAUUUUGGCCCAGGGUUCCUUGCAGACCCAGCGCAGUGGUAUUUACAGCAUCUAUGUCCAAGUGACUCUGGCCGAAUGCGUCCAGGCCAGCGUCCAAGGCAAUCAACUUGGGGAGGUCAAAGCCUCAACCUUGACCAUUGGCAUCCUUUCUGCUCAGAGCCGCCAUUCUAGCCUCCUCCGAAGACACUUCCAGGGCAGAUGUUCUCUGAGCGCCAGCCUCCAGGUGAAUCUCAGUCACCAGGACACCCUCUAUGUCAACCUGACACAUCCCAUUAAGCCCUCACCCAAUGCUGAUGAGACUUUCUUUGGAGUCUCUUGGCUACGUCCAUCUCUUCCUGUAGAAUACGAAUAGUCCUGGACUUUCAAGAUAUUGUAACCCAGGCUAGGUGGAUUCCCUAACAGCUGCUACCAAGGAAGAGACCAGAACAGCAGCUCCCGACUAAAGGCCCAGCCUUACUCCACCUCAUUCUUUUGAGGGCAUUCUAAGUGGCAACCCAAAUGAACUCUGUGCUUUUCCCUCAAUUUGGUCUUAGAUCACCAGGCUCUGGGUAGUCAUGCAGGUUCUUUUCUCCUGUCUGGUAUUGACUUUCUUCUAAGUUCUAGCUGGCAUGGGCAUUGUACCCCCCAAACUCAGGCAAACUGUUAGCAGGGAAAUUCCUUUGCUCCCCUAUGCCCUUGUGACUCCUAACCCCAAACAUCUGAUGAUUCCUAUAAGACCCUGAGAGAAUUAUCCUCCUUGGAUCAUCCUUUAGGUGGACAGAGAGAUGCACCUCCUUGAUAUCAUCAAGUUAUAUCUCAGACAUCCAUCUGUCCCCUAAACUAUGGGGGUCACCCCCUAUGCCUCUAGGCAGACCUGGUCAGAUGACCAAACCCCCAAGAAAAUGCCUGAGUGUUUACCACUCUAGAGUCACCAUGACACAGCAUCAUGUCUACACUGUGGUAAAGAGUAUAAAAUUCCCAGAAUUGAUGGCAUGGGGGGUGUGGGGAGGGACAGCUUUUCCAUCCAUGCUGUCCUCCCAAGGAGCAGUUCCCCAUCUUGCUGUUCCACCUUGCUAUCCUCCUGGCUGUUCUCAUCAUUACUUUCCAAAUUAAUAAAUUUCUCUUUUUAUUUUUAAGCUAAGUUUUGGAGUCCUGCAUCUUGCAAAAGGUACCCUUCCCGAACGACGGGGGUUCACCUCUAGUACCCCACAACAUAGCUUCAGAAUUCUCUUCCUUCAAGGUUUGGCUCAAAGCACUAUCUCCUUUCUAAAGCCUUCAUUGAUUUCCUCAGUUAAACCAGUCUCUCUUCAAAUUUUCUCCUAGCAUCUUAGCUGAUCUUUUCUUUGUCACCCUCCCUUGCAAUAUACCAAUCUGUGCACAAAAUGGUACACAGUAGAAUGUAAACUUCUUGGGGUCUGGAAAUGAAACUCAGGACCUGAGGCCAUUGUUUGAAUUUUUGUAUCUCUAGUACUUGAAUUUUAUGCAUAGUAGGAAUUUAAUAAAUAUUGAAUAUACUAAUUGGGAUAAUCCAGCUCCCUUAGAGAUGAGCUAAAA
This is a messenger RNA of Monodelphis domestica (gray short-tailed opossum), 2032 nucleotides long. RefSeq names its product CD70 molecule (gene CD70). Lineage: Eukaryota; Metazoa; Chordata; Mammalia; Didelphimorphia; Didelphidae. Gene Ontology annotation, cellular component: extracellular exosome; plasma membrane. The record is from RefSeq and is a predicted model, not a curated record. Gene Ontology annotation, biological process: tumor necrosis factor-mediated signaling pathway; immune response. Gene Ontology annotation, molecular function: tumor necrosis factor receptor binding.